AUGGAAGUGCAUAGCCUAUUCCAGUUAACUGCAUCCGCGGCAGCUUGCCUUAUCAGCGGAGGUGGUGGUCACGCAGUUUGGUUAAGUUCGAUCGCGCGCCGGGUUACAUGGCGCCCUGCCUCCUUGAAUCAGACGGCUGUCUUGUGCCAGGCUGGUGUAGGACUUCUCGUCUUUGCUGGAUCAGUCGCGUCGCUUGUCCUCGCUGUCUAUGAGCCAGUCUUCAACAAGGAUGAGCAGCAGAGUCUCGACUUGUACCUGAGUCUCAGCACACUACAUUCUCGAUCGAGCGGUAUUUUUUCGCUAAGCGUCAUUCUUCUGAAGGUCCUCGUGCUGCUACUAUUCUUCGUCAACGGUAUUUCUCCAGGAAGCCGCCGUAUCCUCUAUUCCUUGAGUAUGGUUUUCACCUCCGGCGAGCUUGUUUUCCUCUGCGCUUGGUAUAUCCGACUUUGGGUGUCUUGCGCGCGCUCUGCAAACGAACCCUUGCAGUUUCCAACUUACUCGUACUCGACGUGUUCUAAGGCUGGCAUCUGUAACAUCAGCGAUAUUGUCGGUACUCUCAACAGCCCUCACUAUUGCAGCCUUCAAGUUGCAACGUUAGGGGUAAUAAGGAUGGUUAUCUCGCUCCAUAAGCUGAACAGUGGCGCUUCCAAGGAAGCACUGCUUCAUUGA
Coccidioides immitis RS is the source of this 669-nucleotide messenger RNA. RefSeq lists its product as uncharacterized. NCBI's taxonomy places the organism in Eukaryota, Fungi, Ascomycota, Eurotiomycetes, Onygenales, Onygenaceae. The transcript has 4 exons. Bases 1 to 669 code for a protein of 222 amino acids. The record is from RefSeq and is a predicted model, not a curated record.